GGGGCGGGCUCCGGGCCUCGGGCGGACGAUGCGGCGGCGCGGCCGGAGCGGCGGCGGGAAGCGGAGGCGGAGGUGACGCGCUCCGGCCGGCGGGCCGGGCCAUGCAGCGCUCGCGGGCGGCCGCGGACGAGGCGGCUCUGCUCCUGGCCGGGCUGGGCCUGCGGGAGCUCGAGCCCGGCGGCGGCGGCGGCGGCGGCGGUGGCGGUGACUCUCCGGGCCGUGGCCGGCGGGGGCCGCGGCCCGGGCCGGGCGACGAGGCGGCCGCGACGCUGGGCCGCAGAGGCCAGGGCGGCGGCCCCGAGGCCGGCGGCGCCGACGGCCUGAGCCGCGGCGAGCGAGGCCCGCGGCGCGCGGCCGCCCCCGAGCUGGGCGCGCCGCCCGCCAGCAGCCCCCGGGCCAGCCUGGCGGGCUCGGACGGCAGCGCCCGCUCCAGCGGCAUCAGCCUGGGCUACGACCAGCGCCACGGCAGCCCGCGCUCCGGCCGCUCGGACCUGCGCCCGGGCCCCGGGCCGCCGUCGGGGGGCAGCGCGCGCUCCAGCGUGUCCAGCCUGGGCUCCCGCGGCUCGGCCGGCGCCUACGCCGACCUGCUGGCGCCCGCGCGCUCCCCGGAGCCCGGCGGCCCGGGGAUGCCCUUCGCGCUGCCGUCGCUCCCGCUGCCCCCGGGCCGCGAGGCCGGCCCCAGCUCGGCGGAGCGGCGGCUCGAGGCGCUCACCCGGGAGCUGGAGCGGGCGCUGGAGGCGCGCUCGGCGCGGGACUACUUCGGCAUCUGCAUCAAGUGUGGGCUUGGCAUCUACGGAGCACGUCAGGCCUGCCAGGCGAUGGGGGGCCUGUAUCACACCGACUGCUUCACCUGUGACUCCUGCGGGAGACGGCUUCGCGGGAAGGCCUUCUACAAUGUGGGCGAGAAGGUGUACUGCCGGGAGGACUUCCUGUACUCUGGGUUCCAGCAAACGGCCGACAAGUGCAGUGUGUGUGGUCACCUCAUCAUGGAGAUGAUCCUGCAGGCGCUUGGCAAGUCCUACCACCCGGGCUGCUUCCGGUGCUCGGUGUGUAACGAGUGCCUGGACGGGGUGCCCUUCACGGUGGACGUGGAGAACAACAUCUACUGCGUCCGAGACUACCACACGGUCUUUGCACCAAAGUGUGCCUCCUGCGCCCGCCCCAUCCUCCCCGCCCAGGGCUGCGAGACGACCAUCCGGGUGGUGUCCAUGGACAGGGACUACCACGUGGAGUGCUACCACUGCGAGGACUGCGGGCUGCAGCUGAGCGGAGACGAUGGGCGCCGCUGCUACCCCCUGGAGGGUCACCUGCUGUGUCGCCGCUGCCACCUCCGGCGCCUCCGGCCAGGCCCACUCCCCUCCCCCACUGUGCAGGUCACGGAGCUCUGAGCAGGGCGGCCGGCCUGGGGCCUGUGUGUCUGCGUGAGAGAUGUGAGGGAUGUGGGAUGUGUGUGGGGUGUGUACGACAGGCUUUGUGAUGUGAAGUGUGAGGGGUGUGUGAUGGGUUUUGUCAUACAUGUGUGUCUGUGUGUGUGUCUUAUGAGUUUGUGUGGUAUGUUUGUGUGUGGUGUGAGGGGUGUGUGUGUGGUGUGUGAGGGGUGUAUGUGUGUGAGGUAUGUGUUUGCGCGUGUGUGGAGAAUGAUGGGUUUAUGAGGUAUGUGUGUGUGUGUGUAUUGUGAAGGGUGUGUGUGUGUGUAUGGAGUGAAUGGAUUUGUGAGAUCUGAGGGGUGUGUGAUGGAUUUGUGUGGUAUGAGGGGGGUGUGUGUGUGUGUGGAGAGUGAUAGGUUUGUGUGGUGUGAGGAGUGUGUGGUAGGUUGCUCUGUGAGGAGUGUGUGUGUGGUGUGAGGGGUUUGUGUGGUGUGAGGGAUGUGUGUGGUGUGAGGGGAGUGUGUAUGGAGAAUGAUGGGUUUGUGCUGUGUGAAGUGUUUGGUGUGAGGGUGUGUGUGCGAGUGGAUUGCGAGGUCCGAGGUGUGUGUGCGCGCGCGUGUAUGGAUUGUGAGAUCUGAGGGGUGUGUGGUGGGUUUGUGUGGUGUGAGCGGUGUGUUUGUGUGUAAGUGCCCCAGGUCAGCGCUGCCUCCCUUCGCCCUCCCCACCCCUGCCACCGAGCUGCUGUCCGCAGGGGCCGGCCCCGCGAGAAGCUAUUCUAUUUAUUCACCGUCCGUGCCUCCUCCAGCCCCGCUGCCCCCUGGAUUGCACCUGCCUCCUGCCCUCCCGUGCCCCUGUCCCGGGGCCUCCUCCCCCAGCCCCUGGGGGCAGGCUCCCAGACCGUGUGGUUGGUGCAGGGUAGGGGGUGCCAGGGCCGCCAGCGGGGCCUGGCGGGGUGGCGGGGGCUCGAGUGUUUCUGCCUGCCCUGUGCCGUGUCUGUGCCUGGCAGGAAGGGGCCGAGGGAGGGUGGGUCACAGUAUGGGGUGAAGAACGUGGCCCUCGAGGGGUCUGCCUUUGGCGGCUGUGGGCCCCCAGGUUCUGGGGGUCCUUUCAGCCACACGCUUCACCCCUGGGACCCGACCUGGUCCCUACACUCCUUCCCUCUCUCACCUCGCCCCGCCUCAGCCAGAAAGGGAGUGGCAGGGGAGAACCUUCUGGGGCGUGUGUGUCCCCCGCCCCCCGCCGGGUCCAGAGUGGCCCCGGGAGUGUCCCACGCGCGAGCAGGGGGCGGGCGGGAGAACAGCGGCUGCGGGCAAGCACUGUGUACCAGGCUCCACGACCAAAGGAUCUGAGUUGACUUAAAUUAAGUUUUUCCUUUGAGAGUAUUUUCAUUUUCUUUAAAAGAAUAUAGUUUUCUUCUAAAAAUGUGGUUCACGGUUGUUAUUUCUUAGAGUGAAGUUCCAAGAAACUUAAUGUUCACUAGUAGAUCACGUGAGAGCUAGUUUUCAGAUAAAAAACAACUGUAGU
Sorex fumeus (smoky shrew) is the source of this 2891-nucleotide messenger RNA. It is a transcript of the gene WTIP, whose product is annotated as WT1 interacting protein. The transcript is spliced from 8 exons. Gene Ontology annotation, molecular function: transcription corepressor activity. Lineage: Eukaryota; Metazoa; Chordata; Mammalia; Eulipotyphla; Soricidae. Gene Ontology annotation, biological process: cytoskeleton organization; negative regulation of hippo signaling; regulation of DNA-templated transcription. The record is from RefSeq and is a predicted model, not a curated record. Gene Ontology annotation, cellular component: nucleus; adherens junction; P-body. The coding region runs from base 102 to 1388 and encodes 428 amino acids.